Molecule: messenger RNA, 1224 nt
Organism: Cinclus cinclus
Lineage: Eukaryota; Metazoa; Chordata; Aves; Passeriformes; Cinclidae
Gene: CASQ2
Product: calsequestrin 2
Exons: 11
Coding region: 1-1224 (407 amino acids)
Biological process (GO): regulation of cardiac muscle contraction by regulation of the release of sequestered calcium ion
Cellular component (GO): sarcoplasmic reticulum lumen
Molecular function (GO): calcium ion binding
Source: RefSeq, a predicted model, not a curated record
AUGAAGGUAAUUUGCUGGAUCCUGGCAGGUUUUUACCUGCUUUUCUGCUGCAAAGCAGAAGAGGGACUGAACUUCCCUACUUAUGAUGGGAAAGACCGAGUGAUUGACCUGAACGAGAAGAAUUACAAGCAGGCACUGAAGAAGUAUGACAUGCUCUGCCUGCUCUUCCAUGAGCCUGUGAGCUCUGACAAGGUCUCCCAGAAGCAGUUCCAGAUGACAGAGAUGGUCCUGGAGCUGGCAGCUCAGGUCCUGGAGCCCAGGAGCAUUGGCUUUGGGAUGGUAGACUCCAAGAAGGAUGCCAAGCUUGCCAGAAAGUUAGGCUUGCUUGAAGAGGGAAGUCUCUAUGUCUUUAAGGAUGAGCGGUUGGUUGAAUUUGAUGGGGAACUGUCUGCAGAUGUCUUGGUGGAAUUCCUCUUGGAUCUGCUAGAGGACCCCGUGGAGGUCAUAAACAGCAAGCUGGAGCUUCAGGCCUUUGACCAGAUCGACGACGAAAUCAAACUCAUCGGCUACUUCAAGGGAGAAGAUUCAGAACAUUUCAAGGCAUUUGAAGAAGCUGCUGAACAAUUCCAGCCCUACAUCAAGUUCUUUGCCACCUUUGACAAAGGGGUUGCCAAGAAGCUAGGCCUAAAAAUGAAUGAGGUGGACUUCUAUGAACCCUUUAUGGAUGAACCUGUUCACAUCCCUGAUAAGCCUUACUCAGAAGAGGAGCUGGUUGAUUUUGUGAGAGAGCACAGAAGGGCCACCUUGAGGAAGCUGCGCCCAGAGGACAUGUUUGAGACAUGGGAGGAUGACAUGGAGGGUAUCCACAUCGUAGCCUUUGCUGAAGAAGAUGAUCCAGAUGGUUUUGAGUUCCUGGAAAUCCUGAAGCAGGUUGCCAGGGACAACACCGAUAAUCCCGACCUGAGCAUUGUCUGGAUUGACCCUGAUGACUUUCCUUUGCUCAUCACUUACUGGGAGAAGACCUUCAAGAUCGACCUGUUCAGACCACAGAUCGGGGUGGUGAACGUCACGGACGCUGACAGCAUCUGGAUGGACAUCAGAGAUGAUGAUGACCUGCCCACAGCGGAGGAGCUGGAGGACUGGAUAGAGGACGUGCUCUCUGGGAAGAUAAAUACCGAAGAUGAUGAUGAUGAUGAAGAUGACGAUGAUGACGACGAUGAUGACAAUGAUGAUGAUGACGAUGACGAUGACGACGACGACGACGAUGAUGAUGAUGACGACUAA